Messenger RNA from Fonsecaea pedrosoi CBS 271.37, 537 nucleotides. RefSeq lists its product as uncharacterized. Gene Ontology annotation, biological process: pyruvate import into mitochondria. Gene Ontology annotation, cellular component: mitochondrial inner membrane. NCBI's taxonomy places the organism in Eukaryota, Fungi, Ascomycota, Eurotiomycetes, Chaetothyriales, Herpotrichiellaceae. The coding region runs from base 1 to 537 and encodes 178 amino acids. Gene Ontology annotation, molecular function: pyruvate transmembrane transporter activity. The record is from RefSeq and is a predicted model, not a curated record. The transcript is spliced from 3 exons.
AUGGUCGCCCGCUUCGGACUGCGCUUUGCGCAGCAAACCGCCAGACAAUCCACGACUUCCUUCACUUCCCGUGCACCUUUCCAGCUGAGAAACCCCGUAUUUCGACGAUGGCAAGGCACUGCGGCGAACCCGGCCGUUGAGGGUGCGCCGCAGCAAUCUCUGUUUCAGAGACUUUGGACCAGUGAGGUCGGCAUAAAGACAGUGCAUUUUUGGGCUCCUAUCAUGAAAUGGGGUGUCGUCCUUGCAGGCGCAUCAGACUUCCUCCGCCCAGCCGAGAAACUGUCAUUGACACAAAACUUGGCUCUCAUGGCCACAGGCUCCAUCUGGACGAGAUGGUGCUUUAUCAUUCGACCGAAGAACUUGCUACUUGCUGCUGUCAACUUCUGUCUCUUCCUUGUUGGUACCAUCCAGGUCAGCCGUAUCUUGAUGUAUCAGGCUUCGCAAAAGGGCAGCACCACCGAAGCCUUGAAGGAGAUGGAGAAGGAGGUUGAGGGCUCGGUAAAGAGUGUGGAGAAGAGCGUGGAAGCAAAGUUGUAA